CAGGGUAGCAUGUGUGUGUGUGUUUUUAAAACUUGAUUUCAGAUACUUGUUCUGGAGUGUUUUGCAAAGUCAGAAGCAGGCGGAAGACGGACGCCCUUCAGCAGCCGCAACCGCGGACGUGAACGCACCGCUGGAGGCAGUCGAGCUGCAGACCGGAGCUCGUUUGAGAACAACUCCGGCUGAUGUGAGCAGCGGAGAGAGGAGAGCUGGGUGAGCAUCACAUGUGAGCCAAGUCUGCACGGAUACAACACAGAGCCAAAGUAUGUCUGCGUCAGGGGCGGGCCGCCGCUCCGAGGGACCCGACUCAGGUGAAUGAGAGCACAUCUGCGGAUCGUCCGGGUUUUGUUGUCCUCCUCUCCUCGCUGAGACGGCGGCUGGAGCUGCUCCGUGCCCGCUUCACCCUCGUUAAGUCUGGCAGGCGUCAAGGUGCAGAAGCAGCAGAAGCAGCAGUCAGGAGAGGACAGACAGAGGAAGAGCUGCUGCUUAAUUAACUAUCCGACCAAAACGCUGCCGCGCACCAUAACGUGACGGCUUUGCUGAGUGGCCGCAGACACAGAGACGCACCGGGAGAGGACACUAUGUCAAAGGACACGAGAGUGAAAGGUUCAUCACGAAAACACAGCGCCACUCAUUGGUGCCUGCAGAACAUCGCACAGGAAUCAGUCGACAGCUCCGAUGAGGAGUUCUUUGAUGCCAGAGAUGUUAUGGAGGGGAAGAGCGCCAUUCUGCUGGGCAUGAGUCAGUGGAACUCCAAUGACCUGGUGGAGCAGAUCGAAACUCUGGGACACAUGGAGGACCAGUCGCACGAGGGUCUAUACCAGCUGGGAGGUCCACGCUGUGCCCCUCAGAGCAGCAUAGAAGGACUGGAAGACUUAGAGAGCAAAUGUAAGACGCAUGUGCUGUUGCUCGUGGUGCACGGGGGCAACAUCUUGGACACGGCAGGCGGAGACCCCAGCACAAAGGCGGGCGACGUGGCCACGUUAGCCUCGGUGCUGGAGAAGGUGACUCGGGUGCAUUUCCAGGCUGCUGCCGAACACGUAAUGAUCAAACUGGUGCCGUGUCCGGCCGUGUGCGCCGAAGCCUUCUCUCUGGUGUCCAAUCUGAACCCGUACAGCUACGAUGAGAGCUGUGUGUCCAGCAGCGUGGACCACCUUCCUCUGGCCGCCCUCCCUCUCCUCGCCAUCGUCUCCCCGCGCUACCAGGAUGCCGUGGCGACCGUCAUCGACCGGGCCAAUCAGGUCUACCGCAGCUUCCUGCAGUCUGAAGACGGCCAGGGAUUCACGGGUCAGGUGUGCCUGAUGGGCGACUGUGUGGGAGGUGUGCUGUGCUUCGACGCUUUGUGCUUCAGUAACCACCAGAGGCCCGGCAGCCCCAACAACAGCAGCAGGAACAACAGCACCGAGAGCCUGAAGGAUAACUCUGGCCUCCUGGGGGAUUCUGGCUCAGGUCUGAGCUCCAGCAAGAGGCUGAGCAAGAGCAACAUCGACAUCUCAGCACCCAACGAAGGACAGGGAGGCCCGCCGCUCAGCCGGAAGCAGAGCGACUCGUACGAUGGAGACACUUCAUCCACGGGACAGCACAGCUUUUUCUCCAGUCUGAUGAAGGAGAGUGUGGAGGUACGUGGAGGCAGCAGCACCAGUCUGGUGUAACCCGGCAGAUUUGACUUUGAGGUGUCAGACUGCUUCCUGCUGGGCUGUCCGCUGGGCCUCGUGUUGGCCAUGAGACGCACUGUGCUGCCUGCAGUCCAGGCCAGCCUCCAUCCGGCCUGUUCUCAGAUUUUCAACUUGUUUUACCCGUCGGAUCCUUCAGCCUCCAGACUGGAGCCCCUGCUGCAGCCUCUCUUUCACAAGUUACCACCAUUCGCUGUGCCGCGUUACCAACGCUACCCUCUCGGCGAUGGACGCUCAAUGCUCAUAGGCGAGAGCAUACAAGGCCAUCCAAAUGUGUUUUUGGAGGGUGAGCAAUCUCAUGGAGGUUCAGCUUCGCAACAUUCCUCUGAGACAAAGACCGAAGGGGGAGACGAGGGAGGCCGUAGAGCCAGCGUGACCAGUGUGGAAAGCGAAAUGUCGAUUUGCUCCAUGGGCCAGCUGGGAAACACCAUCACUAACAUUUCCAGUAGCUGGUGGGGCUCCAAGAGGCUGGAUUAUGCUCUGUACUGCCCCGAUGUGCUGACCGCAUUCCCAACAGUGGCUCUGCCGCACCUUUUUCACGCCUCCUACUGGGAGUCCACUGAUGUAGCAGCUUUUGUUCUCCGGCAGCUCAUGCGAUGCGACUGCGUGAAGACCCAGGAAGCUGAUCACUUGGACUCGGCUCCGUUCUCUCCAUCCAGCCCACGCGAAAAAUGGCUCAGAAGGAGGACACAUGUCAAACUAAGGAACGUCACAUCCAACCACAGGGUGAAUGAUGUCAUUGCCACCGAGGACGGCCCCCAGACUCUGGUCGGUCGCUUCAUGUACGGCCCCUUGGACAUGGUCACUCUGACUGGAGAAAAGGUGGACAUUCUGCUGAUGACUCAACCUCAGUCUGGCCGCUGGGUGCACUUUGACACCGAGGUGACCAAUAGCAGUGGCAGAGUCACUUACACCAUACCCAAGAGCAAGAAGCUUGGUCUGGGAGUGUAUCCGAUUAAAAUGGUGGUCAAGGGGGAUCAAACCAGCGCAGAGGCCUACCUGACUGUGUUGCCGCGGGGCAUGGAGUGUGUGGUCUUCAGCAUUGAUGGCUCUUUUGCUGCCAGCGUGUCAAUCAUGGGCAGUGACCCGAAGGUCCGCCCAGGAGCAGUUGAUGUUGUCAGGCACUGGCAGGACCUGGGAUAUCUGAUCAUCUACAUCACAGGCCGCCCUGAUAUGCAGAAACAGCGUGUUGUAUCCUGGCUCUCGCAGCACAAUUUUCCCCACGGGAUGAUCUUCUUUUCUGAAGGCCUCGUUCAUGAUCCCCUGCGACAAAAGACCAUCUUCCUCAGGAACCUCAUACAGGAGUGUCACAUUAAGAUCAACUCUGCUUAUGGCUCCAUGAAGGACAUCUCUGUUUACAACAUGCUAGGCCUCAGCCCCUCGCAGAUUUAUAUUGUCGGCAGACCUUCAAAGAAGUACCAAAGUCAGUGCCAGUUCCUGAGCGAGGGUUAUGCAGCGCACCUCUCCACUCUUCAGUUUGGGCACAGAGCCAGACCGAAGAAAUCCCCCUCAGUUCGUAUGGUCUUAAGGAAAGGAUCUUUUGGUCUCUCUGCAAAGCCCGACUUCCUGUGUAAGCGCACCCACCUGCGCAGGACCAUGUCGGUCCAACAGCCCGACCCGCCAUGCACGCCCAACCCCAAGCCUGAGCGAGCCCAGAGCCAGCCGGAAUCGGACAAGGACCACGGUGGUGGAGGAGGAGGAGGUGGUGGACAAGGUGCAUGGGGACGGGCUUCCAUGCAUCGUGGAGACACCACUCCCUGACACCAAAAAAGAGAUGGAAGGAUUACAGAAGGACAGAAGAGGAGGAGAACAAACGGGUCUUAGUGUCCAGGGUCAAGGUGACACUUCAUUGUGUGAAUACAGAAAAUUCAAAGGAUGAUUCCAACUUGUGUCUUAUUUUUGACCUCUGUUCUUAUCCAAAAUGCAUUCUUCAAAUUAAUAAGGCUGCUAGAAUGCUCCUCAUAUUGCUGCUGCACCUGCAAAGUCAUGAGAGUAAACGUUAAUUUCACCACAAUAAAUCCUCACCUCAUAAUGUAGCUUUUCACCUUUUACUUCACUGCAUUGUCUGUUAAGCCUUUAAAAGCUUGGGGCUCUGCAAAGCCCUGACACAAACACGAAUUGAUUUUGCUCACUACUGUCGAGCUCCAGCAAAGUCAAUAAACGUCCACCUUCAUUAAAUUAUGUCCUGUUGUGCAUUUGAUGCAUUACGUGUUUAUUUUUAAGUCAGAGAUGCACUGCUAUUUUUAUAAAUAAAUAAUUCUGAGAGCUUUAGAGAAUAGAAGGAAAUAAUGACAGAAGCUACGAGGGAAAGUCAAGAGCAACUUGGGCUUUUUCCCUGAGACUAAAUAUUCAUGUGCCAACCUGAGUAUGAGAUGCUAUUAUUAGCAGCAGUUCCCUAGCAGGGCAGAAUGUAAAUUUUCCUCAUGAUAAUGAUCAUGCAGGCGCAUCUGCAAUGUCCUGCAAAGCUUGUAAUCCACUCAUUUGUAGAUUUGGAAAUAUUGUCAGUGCAAUUAUGGAGAUUGCAGCUGAGUCAUUCUGAGAGCCUGUAGAAACAAAUACGCUGACAGAGCACCCACAAACACCAAUCUGUGUGCAAACUUUGCCUCGAAUGUGAGAGCCUUGACUAAUUUUGUUCUCAUUCGACAGUGUCACUUCUGCCUACUGUAUAUGUACAUUGGAUCCUCUGCCGGUGUUCCUCACAGCUCUGUUUUACCUCCUGCUUGGCCCUCGACACUUUGACACCUGUUCGGUUCUUUUCCCCCGAAACUGCUCAGUGGACAACGUCGCUCGGUCUUUGGAAAUUCUGUCGAGGAUGGCAGCAAUUCUUUGCGAAUCUCUAUGUCAAAGAGUGUCUAAUUGUAAAACCAGAAGAAUGUACUUAAGAUGGGGAAACAUACAUACAUAUUUACACACACACACACAUGCUCCAGGUGAUGAAAAAUGCGACGAUGUUGGCUACGUUAGAGCUUCUGAGACCUUCUCUCAGCCUAAAGCAGCAGUUUAACAGAUGUUGCACGACCAUUUGGUGCCAUUCCGACUGCUGCACUAACAGGUGGUAAUGCUGAAGGACUCCUGCACUGACUCUCCGACCGAUGUAAAUAUUCACCGCACAUCACGCCUGUGUGGGCCUCUGGACACAGAAGCACUGUGACAUUUAGGUUGGAGUCUGGAGCCCCCAAACAGCUCAACCUUUGCCAAACGCCUGCCUCUGCCUAUAUACCCCUCCCACUGCUGGAUGUUUCCUAGUUGGCUUACUACACAUAUCCCUUCCCCUUAAACCAGUCAGGCAGAACAUGCCUUUCGACAGUCGCCUCAGACCCGCUCUGCAGCCGCCCAAGUGCUGCGCUGUGCACGGCUCAGCCCCUGAGGUCACAUUUGCACUACACCGUGAUGGAUUUAGCUCCAGAAACAAAGACUUGCAUUUUAAUCGUAUAUGUAGUUUUUGUUUCUCCUUGCCCGUUGUGCAAUGUCGCCGCUGCUUGCUGGUUACUGUAACUGCUGAAGGAUUCAAUUAGUGCAUAGGAAAGUGUUUAUUUGACCAAAAAUGUUUACAGAAUUACACACAGAUGUAGAAAAUGAUCAGAACUCGUUUCCCCACAUAAUUACAGUGUUUUUAGCAUUUUAGACAUCAUUAGUUUAGUUGCUUGGUAGUAGCAGUAGCUUGCAGGAUAUUGUGCAAUAGACAGUUCAGACUCUGCCAGAAUGCCCCUUCGCAUCAGUUCACUACAGCUGCACUGGAACCAAUAGAUUCGUGAUGAAAUCCGACGCCGUCUUGUGCACUUGAGAUUGAAUUGAGUCUUACUGUGGUCAUGUUUAAAAAUCUGUGCAAGUUGAACAUAUUUUUCUAAGAACAAAUACUGUAAAUAGGAAUAUUUUCAAUGUAUGUUUUGAAGCAUUUGUUAUUUGACUCGUUGAAUGGUUGAUUUUUUUGCCUUAAAUUGUAUUUGAUGUUGUGUAGAGAUAAGAAAUCAUUUGUUUGGCCAAAGUAUUGAAUUUUACUGUUACUUCAUGACAAAAGUGUAUUUAAUCUAAUUGAUAUUUUUGCUUUGACAUGUCUUAGAUACUGUAUAUGUAUGUACGAGGUAUUUGUUGUAUAGUCGAAUUUGCCGAGAACAUGAAGACAGUGAUGACAAAUACUGUAAAGGCCAGUGUUAGCAUAUCUGCAUGUUCUCACUGCAGCUCACUACUGCCGGUUUUUCAGAACGGAACAUAUAUUUUUACUGUAUUAAACUGAAGCAGAGCAUCAGAGGAUUACUUGGAUGAGGUUUGUAUACCUGCCAUGAAAGGAAAAGGGGGCUUAUGAAUUCUUGUAGUGUCUUGUUUUAAGUAAAAAUCUGCAUAGCAGGGUGGAACGUGCGAGCCGAGUGGGAGCUGUCUUCGGCUCAUUUUCUCACACCUCCUGUACACAGUAGGUGGUAAAGUAAUUAGCUAUUUGAUUGCUACUAUGUAUGAUUCCCUGUAGUGCCGCCCCUGUAAUUGCAGUGCACCAAUUAGCAUUCCUUGGUAAUUGUACAAUAUUGUGGAACACACUGAAAUACUUAACUCCAUUUUGUUUUGCUUUUAGAUACUUAAUACGGAAACAUUGUUGUCCAAGCAACAAAAAUGACCAUUCCAGUCAAUGUACACACAAUAAUCAAAGUAACUCCAUUAGUCUCUACAACACAUAAUGUAUAUUUUAGUGACACAUCGAAAGAGGGAAAUAUUCAAGGGUGGGCAGCAUUUUAGCAAAACGGUGUUAGUAAAUGGCAAAUAAUGAUCUAAUGGUUAAAUGGUGGUGCCUUCGUGCAUGUUGAUUAUUUGAUAUUGUUAAAUAAUUGCUAUAAAUUGUCGUAUUUGUGGUAAUCUAACUGACCAUGAAGUAUUGCGAUUAAGUAAUGAGUUCAUGGUAGACUACUGCUUGAUGAGUAAAAUCUAAACUAGUACUCAAAUUUAUGAUCAAUAGCUGAUUUUUGAUAGUAAAAUACUCAAAGAAAGUGGAAAUUGUUAAAAAUAUGUGAAGUUACCUCUUGCUUUACCGUCAGACUUUCACUCCUUUAAUGGCUGACAGAUGGUACCAGUUUUCAUUUUGGGGUUAAAUAAUAAAAGUGAAUAAUCCUAAUGUCUGAAAUAAUGUUAAAUUACUGUUAAAUAUCACACAAAUAGUCUCUUAAAUAUGAUUACUCCCAGACUAGUACAAAUAAAUAUUGUCAAAUCAUGACUUUAACUAUUGGGUACUGACCUAAUUUGCCAUUUAUUAACAAUUUCAUGUAACUAGUAAGUUAACUAACACAAUGCGACCACUUCUUUUGAAAACUCUAGAGUUUUAUUUUCGGUCUUUUUGACCAGUUAGAGAAAAAAUACCUGGUUACACUGCUGCAGAGUUUAUUGUUUUGUACAGAUCUCUUGUGCUGAACAUGUUAUUGUGUUUAAUGGACUCAGUCCGUCUUUCCUUAUUGCAUAAAUAAAGAUAUUUCACAGUUGAAGAAUUUA
Molecule: messenger RNA, 7139 nt
Organism: Acanthochromis polyacanthus (spiny chromis)
Lineage: Eukaryota; Metazoa; Chordata; Actinopteri; Pomacentridae
Gene: pitpnm3
Product: PITPNM family member 3
Biological process (GO): phospholipid transport
Cellular component (GO): cytoplasm
Molecular function (GO): phosphatidylcholine binding; phosphatidylcholine intramembrane carrier activity; metal ion binding
Source: RefSeq, a predicted model, not a curated record